Messenger RNA from Striga hermonthica, 1899 nucleotides. Lineage: Eukaryota; Viridiplantae; Streptophyta; Magnoliopsida; Lamiales; Orobanchaceae. The record is from the annotation of a GenBank genome assembly.
AUGUUUUCCGGGAUGCAUGGCCAUGGAAGUGAAAGAACUCCUCUUAUAAGCAGACAAGGAGGAAGAAAAGGAAAUGCGGCUGCCGAUCAACUGACAGACCUUGAAGAUGGAAAUGCUAUACCGGCAGCAAAUGUGGGCUUUGGUAGAGUACUAUCCCUUGCAAAACCGGAAGCUGCAGGUUUAAUUGUUGGCACAAUUGCUCUCUUGAUUGCUGCCACAUCAAGUAUAUUGGUGCCGAAAUUUGGAGGGAAGAUAAUUGAUAUUGUUUCGGGAGACAUUCAAACACCCGAACAGAAAUCUGCAGCUUUGAAGGCCGUCUAUAAUACGAUACUUGAAAUCUUUUUGAUAGUCAUAAUUGGUUCCAUCUCUACAGCUGUUCGUUCAUGGUUGUUUUCCGCUGCCAGUGAGAGGGUUGUUGCUAGAUUAAGAAAGAACUUGUUCAGUCAUCUCGUGCACCAAGAAAUUGCAUUCUUUGAUGUUACUCGAACAGGGGAGCUCUUAAGUAGAAUGUCUGAAGAUACACAAAUUAUUAAAAAUGCUGCGACUACCAAUCUCUCAGAGGCUUUAAGAAACCUCUCGACUGCAUUUAUUGGUCUUGGGUUCAUGUUUGCAACAUCGUGGAAGCUAACAUUGCUGGCUUUGGCUGUUGUCCCGGUUAUUUCAGUUGCUGUACGUCAGUUCGGACGAUAUCUAAGGGAACUUUCCCACAAGACUCAAGCUGCUGCUGCUGUGGCUUCUUCUAUUGCUGAGGAAACAUUUGGCGCCGUACGCACAGUGAGAUCCUUUGCUCAGGAAGAGUAUGAGAACGCUCGCUAUUCUGAGAAAGUUGAUGAGACCCUAAAACUUGGAAUAAGACAAGCCAGACUUGUUGGUUUGUUCUUUGGUGGUCUUAAUGCUGCUUCAACCUUAUCGGUCAUUGUGGUUGUAAUCUAUGGUGCUACUCUCACAAUCAAAGGCUCCAUGACUCCAGGAUCUCUUACAUCUUUCAUUCUGUAUAGCUUAACUGUUGGAUCAUCUGUAUCUGGACUGUCUAGUUUAUAUACAGUGGCCAUGAAAGCUGCUGGGGCGAGUAGGCGAGUUUUCCAACUUUUAGAUCGUGUCUCAUCCAUGCCGAAAUCAGGAAAUAAAUGUCCCCUGAAUGAUGAAGAUGCAGAGGUAGAGUUGGAUGAUGUUUGGUUUGCCUAUCCUUCCCGUCCUACUAGUAUGGUCCUCAAGGGUAUAACACUAAAGUUAAACACCGGUUUGAAGGUUGCUUUGGUUGGUCCAAGUGGUGGUGGAAAGACCACAAUAGCGAAUUUGAUAGAACGAUUUUACGAUCCUACUAGAGGAAAGAUAUUGCUGAAUGGGGUUCCUCUGGUUGAAAUAUCACAUGAGCAUCUGCACAAGAAAGUUAGCAUCGUGAGCCAGGAACCUGUUCUUUUCAACUGCUCGAUCGAAGAGAACAUUGCCUAUGGAUUUGACGGGAAAGCAAGUGCUGCUGACAUAGAAAAUGCGGCUAAAAUGGCGAAUGCUCAUGAAUUCAUCUCUAAGUUUGCCGAGAAGUACCAGAGCUUUGUUGGGGAACGUGGCGUGAGGCUUUCAGGUGGUCAAAAACAAAGAAUAGCCAUUGCCAGAGCUUUGCUUAUGAAUCCAAGAAUCCUGCUUUUAGACGAGGCAACCAGUGCCCUUGAUGCUGAAAGCGAAUAUCUCGUUCAGGAUGCCAUGGACUCCCUAAUGAAGGGAAGGACGGUGUUAGUCAUAGCUCAUCGGCUUUCAACCGUCAAAACUGCAGAUACAGUUGCAGUAGUUUCUGAUGGUCAGAUAGUAGAGAGAGGGAGUCACGAUGACCUCUUAAGAAAGGAUGGAAUUUACACGGCCUUGGUUAGGAGACAGUUACAAGCACCAAAACCAGAAAUAUAG